AUGAUUGGACAGAAAACAAUUAACUCAUUUUUCACUCCGGUCUCGAGGAAACGCGUUUCUAAGGAGGUAAAUGACACCGAGGAUGAUGCUGCAGAGCCGAAGAAGCAGAACUUGCUCGCUGCGGUCGAACCAGAGUCUGCCAGCCCGAACUCCGCCGCCCUGUCCCCGCAGCAGCUGGAUAGGAUCGCCCGCAAUAAGAGAGCGGCGCUGGAGAAACUCGCUUCCGCCCAGACGCCGACGGGGUUCGGGGAGAGCUGGAGGACGGAGCUGUCUCCCGAGUUUGGAAAGUCGUACUUUAAACAGCUGAUGAGUUUUGUGUCUGCGGAGAGGGCGCGACACACCGUGUACCCACCAGAGGAGCAUGUGUUUACCUGGACGCAGAUGUGUGGCAUCAGAGAUAUCAAAGUAGUGAUUCUUGGACAAGAUCCGUAUCAUGGUCCCAACCAAGCUCAUGGGUUGUGCUUCAGCGUUAAAAGGCCGGUUCCUCCUCCUCCCAGUUUGGAGAACAUGUACAAAGAACUGGCCUCGGACAUUAAGGGGUUCCAGCAUCCUGGUCAUGGAGAUCUGACGGGAUGGGCCGAACAGGGUGUGCUGCUGCUCAAUGCUGUACUGACCGUCCGGGCUCACCAGGCCAACUCCCACAAGGACAAAGGCUGGGAGACGUUCACCGACGCCGUGGUGCACUGGCUCAGCAACAACCUGGAGGGCCUGGUCUUCAUGCUGUGGGGAUCCUACGCUCAGAAGAAAGGGGCCGCCAUAAACAGGAAGCGCCACCAUGUCCUGCAGGCUGUGCAUCCUUCACCCCUCUCCGCUCACAGAGGAUUUUUUGGAUGCAAACAUUUCUCAAAGGCCAACGAGCUGCUAAAAAAAUCUGGGAAGUCUACCAUAGACUGGAAGGCACUUUAA
Messenger RNA from Menidia menidia (Atlantic silverside), 906 nucleotides. The record is from the annotation of a GenBank genome assembly. Lineage: Eukaryota; Metazoa; Chordata; Actinopteri; Atheriniformes; Atherinopsidae.